AUGCUGGUCGGCGCGGCCCUGGCGCUGGCCGCGAGCCCGGCCGCCGCCGAGCGGAUCGGCCUCGAUUCCUUCCACUUCGCCCGCCAGCACCUGCUCUUCCUGCCGGUGGCGCUGAUCGUGAUGCUUGGCGUGUCGCUGCUCUCCCGCACCGGCGUCAAGCGGAUCGGCACCGCCGGCACCGUGCUGAGCAUCGCUCUUCUUGCACUCACGCUCAUCAUCGGGGCGGAGCUGAACGGUGCGCGCCGGUGGUUGCCGCUGGGCGGUUUUCACCUGCAGCCGUCCGAAUUCGUCAAGCCCUGCCUUGCAGUGUUCAUGGCUGCGGUCCUCGCGCGGUCCAAGGAAGAGCAGCUGCCCUACGGCAAGCUCUUCGCGUCGGUCCCCGUGAUCCUCGCCGCGCUUCUUCUCGUCCUGCAGCCGGAUAUCGGGAUGGCGACGACGGUUGCCGCCGUCUGGUUCGUGCAGAUGUUCGUGGCCGGCAUGCCACUCGCGCUUGCAGUGGUGGGCGGCGCAGCGACGGCGGGCGGCCUCUUUUUCGCCUACCACCAUCUGACGCACGUCAAGAACCGCAUCGACCAGUUCAUCGACCCCACGACCGGCGACACCUAUCAGGUCGACACCUCGCUGCGCGCCUUCGAGGCCGGGGGGCUGUUCGGCCGCGGGCCCGGCGAGGGGACCGUCAAGAACGCGCUGCCCGAUGCGCACACCGACUUCAUCUUUGCCGUUGCCGCCGAGGAGUUCGGCGUCAUCGCCUGCAUCGUCAUCAUCGGGACUCCGGAGCCCGAGCGUACGCGGGCCGUGGCGCGCGGCCUCGCCGUGCUCGGGCUCGUGCGUGCGGUCGUACAGGCCGCGCGCGUGCUGCGCCGGAUUCGCCCGGCGGCGGCCGUGGGAUUCGGCGGCUACCCGUCGGUGCCGCCGCUGGUGGCGAGCGGGCGGCUCGGCAUCCCGAGCGUGCUGCACGAGCAGAAUGCGGUGCUCGGGCGCGCCAACCGGAUGCUCGCCCGCCGCGCGUCGGCGAUCGCCACGUCGUUUCCAGAGACCGAGCGGAUUCCCCACAACCGUGCGGGGCUCGUCACGCAUGUGGGAAACCCCGUGCGCGCCGCCAUCGCGGCGUUGCGCGGCACUCAGUACGACCCGCCCGCACCGGACGGGCCGUUCCGCCUGCUGGUGACCGGCGGCAGCCAGGGUGCGCGGGUUUCGCCGAAAUCGUACCGGCGGCGGUGGCGGCGCUGCCGCAGUCUCUCCGGCGGCGGAUCGAGGUGA
This is a messenger RNA of Geodia barretti, 1260 nucleotides long. Lineage: Eukaryota; Metazoa; Porifera; Demospongiae; Tetractinellida; Geodiidae. The record is from the annotation of a GenBank genome assembly.